This is a messenger RNA of Malassezia sympodialis ATCC 42132, 582 nucleotides long. The record is from the annotation of a RefSeq genome assembly. Lineage: Eukaryota; Fungi; Basidiomycota; Malasseziomycetes; Malasseziales; Malasseziaceae.
AUGGUCAGUUUUAGUUGUGACGGUUGCGGAGACAUCGUAAAGAAGCCGAAGCUUCCACAACACUACAAUAAAUGCUGGUCUCCAUUUACAUGUCUUGACUGCAGUGUUCAAUUUUCAAGUCCUAAGGAAGCGCACUCUUCGUGCAUUACAGAGGAUGAGAAAUAUCAAAAGAGUUUAUACAAAGGGAAGAAGUCAGAACAACAGCCCACGCAGAAAAUUCCAGUCAGCGCCGAGGCUGUCGUGACCAAGCCGGCUAGUAAAGAAUCACAAGGAAAGGACAGUGUUACUUCCACGAAGCGAAAAGAAAAUGAGAAAAUGAUUUCCGAUGAUGCGAAAAAACAAGCCAAAAAGCAAAAGCGUGUGGAAGAUACCCCGGAACAGAAUAACAGGUCUCUCAAGAAGACUUUAACGCUUGAUACAAUCAAGUCUGUGGUAUCUGAAUUGACCGAGUCCAACGACGAAGUGGUACUGAAGGAUGUUAUAGAAAAGAUCGCUUCUAAGUAUCAUCUGGACUUCAAGGACGUCAAGAAACGUUUGCUUAAAAAGAUUCAUGUAUCAAAUGGCCAAAACGGAGCCGUUGUU